UGUCCCCCAAAAACCCUAACCCUAACCCUAGAAUUCCCAUUGUUUGGAGCCAGAAGCCAAAGAAGCAGUAUUAGGAACUUCUGAAAAUCCACCAUGGGUAAGGUUCACGGAUCUCUGGCUCGUGCCGGUAAGGUGAGAGGCCAAACCCCAAAAGUGGCCAAGCAAGACAAGAAGAAGAAGCCCCGAGGUCGCGCUCACAAGCGCAUGCAAUACAACCGCCGAUUCGUCACCGCCGUUGUGGGCUUCGGGAAGAAGAGGGGACCCAACUCGUCGGAGAAGUGAGCGCAAAAUAUGAAAAUUUGAAGACUGGUUUUGUUGUUUUUAAUGAAUGGUUAGGAUAUUUCAAGUCUACAAUACUGGUUUUUGAUACUGGUGUUAACACCAUUUUUUGAAGGUUCUUUUAGCUGAACGAUGUUGAAUUUAUGCUUACUUUGUUAGCCAGAGAUUAUGUGAUUUUGCCUUAAGAAUGUCUUGAUUUGGUGUUACUCUAUGAGCUUGAAUUUAUGAUUGCCAUAUCACUUUUAAGAAA
Vitis riparia (riverbank grape) is the source of this 529-nucleotide messenger RNA. Its product is annotated as 40S ribosomal protein S30. Gene Ontology annotation, molecular function: structural constituent of ribosome. Gene Ontology annotation, cellular component: cytosolic small ribosomal subunit; ribosome. Gene Ontology annotation, biological process: translation. The transcript has 3 exons. The record is from RefSeq and is a predicted model, not a curated record. The coding region runs from base 94 to 282 and encodes 62 amino acids. NCBI's taxonomy places the organism in Eukaryota, Viridiplantae, Streptophyta, Magnoliopsida, Vitales, Vitaceae.